This is a messenger RNA of Aspergillus welwitschiae, 292 nucleotides long. RefSeq lists its product as uncharacterized. Lineage: Eukaryota; Fungi; Ascomycota; Eurotiomycetes; Eurotiales; Aspergillaceae. Bases 19 to 231 code for a protein of 70 amino acids. The transcript has a single exon. The record is from RefSeq and is a predicted model, not a curated record.
CUCCGAUGUGUCAGUAAGAUGAGGAUUACGUUUGGGACACCUCAUGGCAUGUCGAUGGUGAAACGGCCAAACUGGAUUCUUGGUGACAGGCCCUUCAUCGGGGGCCAAUGUCCGCCAGUAAGUGAGAAGGUCCACGCAGUGUGGUCCCCAUAUAUGUCCCGGUAUUAUUUUCCUAUAAUCCAUUAUGCCUUUUGGGUCGGGUUCACAUGCCAGAAGGAACAAUGGCCUUGACUGGGGAUCAGCCAGCUCGGGGACUUCUUUCUAAAAUUAACGCCAAUUUAAAUUACACUCC